AAAAUAUAUUUAUCUCUUAUUAAAAAAUUAUUUUGAUUGAAGUAAAUAUUUAAAUAGUCAUUGCUUUUACAAGUAUACCAUUGCUAUUUAGGUAAUACAUAUUUCAUCAUACUUACAUAGGUGAAGUUGUUUUAUUAUUAACAUCCACUUGCAUAAUUAAGCACAAGUAAAGAAAGGCAAUUUUCAAAAAUAUAAAAUUAUGACUGGUAAAAGAUUACUAUUUAGGCAGCUUUUUGAUAAUAUUAGCUGCACAUAUACAUACUUAUUGGGUGAUAUUCUGGCAAAAGAAGCUGUGCUAAUUGAUCCUGUUCUAGAACAUGCUGAACGAGAUGCUCGUAUUAUUAAAGAAUUGAAUUUAAAUUUAAAAUAUGCUAUGAAUACACACAUGCAUGCUGACCAUGUAACUGGUACUGGACAAUUAAAAAAAAUCUUGCCAAAUUGUAAAAGUUUAAUAUCAAAAGAAAGUGGUGCAAAAGCUGAUGUUUAUGUAACAAGUGGUGAUGUUAUUAAAUUUGGUAAUCAUCAGUUAGAAGUAGUUGCUACUCCAGGGCAUACAAACGGUUGUGUCACAUACAUUUGGAGAGAUCAGGAAAUGGCAUUCACGGGUGAUACACUUUUGAUACGUGGAUGUGGAAGGACUGAUUUUCAAGAAGGAGAUCCAACCACGUUAUAUCAUUCAAUACAUAAAAAUAUAUUUUCAUUACCUGAUCAUUAUUUAUUAUAUCCAGCACAUGACUAUAAAGGCGUUAUGUGUACGUCUGUCGGAGAAGAAAAAUUAUAUAAUCCAAGAUUAACUAAAUCUUUGGAUGAAUUUGUUGAUAUUAUGAAAAAUUUAAAUUUACCAUAUCCAAAAAUGAUUGAUAAAGCUGUCCCUGCUAACAAAGUUUGUGGUGUUUUUGAUUAAGAUAUCAACAUGUUGAAAGUAGGGGUAUGUUAUUUUAACUAAUGUUUCUUCGUUAUCAUUGAAUAAUUAUUAUAUAAGUGUGUACAUAAUUAAUUGUUAU
This is a messenger RNA of Chrysoperla carnea, 1004 nucleotides long. RefSeq names its product persulfide dioxygenase ETHE1, mitochondrial. The coding region runs from base 200 to 904 and encodes 234 amino acids. Gene Ontology annotation, biological process: hydrogen sulfide metabolic process; glutathione metabolic process. The transcript is spliced from 6 exons. Gene Ontology annotation, molecular function: sulfur dioxygenase activity. The record is from RefSeq and is a predicted model, not a curated record. Lineage: Eukaryota; Metazoa; Arthropoda; Insecta; Neuroptera; Chrysopidae.